GAAGAGUCUGUGUGUUUACCUUUAUCACCCUAUCACAACCCAGUGACUAAAAGAUUUCAGUACUCUGUGCUGAUACAUGAUGGGGACACACGCCCUGUAAUUUAUCGUUCUGAGUGUAAACAUAUCCAGACGUAAACAGUCAACAGACAUGGCUGAUGUGUUGAAAAGUCUUAACCUCCUGGAGAGCCUGAAAGAGUCUAUUGAGAAGAAUAACAUUUCAGACAUAAAGGAUGCUGUUGAAGACAUGUUGAUAAGCCGUAUCAACAUCGCGGUGGUAGGGGAGAGGGGGACCGAGAAAACAAUGUUUCUUAACUCUCUCAGAGGUCUUAGUGUUGGGGAUGAAGGGGCUGCUCUUUGUCCCUCUGCUGCAGCUCCAGAGGAAUUGGCUGCAUUCCCAAAUCCAAAGCAUCCAGAUUUCCGUCUAUGGGACCUCCCCACUAUCUCAAGUGACCCCACUUUUGACCCUGAGAAUUACAUGGACCGCUAUAAAAUCCUGCGAUAUAAUGCUAUUAUCAUGACCUUCACACAAAGCCCUAGCACAAACAUGGUUGCAGUUUGGAAAGAGGUGAGAUCGCUGCAGAAAGACACAUUGUAUUUUGCUUUAUUGGCAUCUGAAAAGGACACUGAGAAAACCCUGGAAGCCAAAAAGAUGGCCAGUCUGGAGGUACUGAAAGCAGAAGGACUGUCUCAACCCAAAGUGUUCCUUGUGUGUCCUGCUGCUUUGGAAAAGCUGGAGUUCUUAAAGCUCUUAGAGGUGAUGCAAGGUGAUCUUCCAGAGAUCAGGGCUCAUGCACUUCUGCUGGCUCUGCCCACAUUUUCCAGCACCUUGGUGGCACAGAAGAAGGAAGCCUUCAAGGCUCUAGGCUGGGCAGCGGCCUCACUAUCUGCUGGGGUUUCUGCUAUUCCUGUUCCCCUGGUGGCCUCCAUGGUGGAUGCCAGUGUUGCUGUACGGAUUCUAACGAAAGCCCAAAUCUCUCUUUGCCUGGAUGAUGAGUCUGUGGAGAGGUUGGCAAAGCAGAGGGGCAUCGAGCCGAACAAGCUUAAGGGACUGCGAACCUGCCUCCUUUCAGUGGAGGUCAGCAAAAGCGAAGUGAAGAGGAGGCUUUCAGUGGCCGAGAAAGAUACCACCACAGCAACCACAAAGCUAGUGGAGCUGGCCAUGCCACGCCACGCCAGAUCCGUCAGCCGCUCCUUCACAGUCAUGCUGCAAGCCAUGAACUCUGCCAUUGAUGACAUGAGUGCUGAUGCAGAUAAGAUUGUAACAAUAGCAACAGGGGUUUCACAGUGAAUCAUGAUUGUCAUAAAAAGGACAACAUCAUGAUUUAGCUGAUAGAAUCAUUCAGGGUUCAGAAAACAUCUGUUGAUGUUGCAGUGUUGCCUGUAGAAGAAGUUCAAAUAAGGGACAUUCUAAUCAUCAUGGUUCUCUUUUCAAAAUGUGGAAGUGCAAGUGCAGGAAAAUGUGUUACAAGCAGCAGCAACUCGACAUGCAUACUGUAUGUAAACCACAGAAGAAUACGACCCUUAAUCAUUCUGAUUUUCAGCUGAUGCUUGUGUAAGUGUAGUGCUGAUUAAAUGUAAGUGCUUAAGACUUAAUACAAGUGCUUGAAAGAGAUAAAAGCAUGGAAUGAAAACAGAAGCAAAUGAAGAAAAUAUGAUUUUGCAUUCUAUCUAUCAAUUAUGAUUGUGUGUGCACUAGAAGAUGUACAGCUAUUAAAGGGGAAUUCUACCAUUUUUUUAAAAUAUCUGCAUGACUCAAGUCUAUUACAUGAAAUGGUUAUGAAUAUGCUGCUUGGUGCCUAUUACCUUUUUUUUUACAAUUUGAAAAAAAUUUAUCCUGAGGCAUUUUUUUAAAGCCAAGCAUGGCAAAUAGGUACAUGCAGCGUGUUGUUAUGCAAAAUGGUUACCACCCCCCCAACCCCCUUCUUUUCAACCAAGACGCAUGUAGGCUCACUGGUCAUUCUAAAUACUAAGUCAAAUAUAUAUUUGACAUUUUUGUGUUGUAGACAUUGUGACCCCUGGUUCCUGUCACCACCUCUGUAAAGGAAUCGAGCUGGCAGGUUUCUCAGUGCACCAUUUCUGGAUAACAUUGUUUACAUCUAAACAAUUGAAUUAUGCAGAAUUUGGUGGCGUUCCCCUUUAAAGAGGAAAAAGUUCCAGAAAAAUUGUGUAGUUGCAUCGUCAGCAGAACAUCUUGUGAGUGAGAUGUCUCUGAAGUGUUUAUUCAGAUUUCAUGAGGUAAAUAUCUGCUAUCACUGAACACAGCUUGAAAUUAUAACUGCUAAUAAAUAAUUGUGCAGCUGGUUAAUCCA
Molecule: messenger RNA, 2309 nt
Organism: Pygocentrus nattereri (red-bellied piranha)
Lineage: Eukaryota; Metazoa; Chordata; Actinopteri; Characiformes; Serrasalmidae
Gene: irgq2
Product: immunity-related GTPase family, q2
Exons: 3
Coding region: 149-1288 (379 amino acids)
Cellular component (GO): membrane
Molecular function (GO): GTP binding
Source: RefSeq, a predicted model, not a curated record